Messenger RNA from Pseudophryne corroboree (corroboree frog), 941 nucleotides. Its product is annotated as hepatitis A virus cellular receptor 1-like. The record is from RefSeq and is a predicted model, not a curated record. Bases 45 to 941 code for a protein of 298 amino acids. NCBI's taxonomy places the organism in Eukaryota, Metazoa, Chordata, Amphibia, Anura, Myobatrachidae. The transcript is spliced from 8 exons.
ACACGAGUGAUGUUACUACAGGACCCGACCCGAUCUAUACAACCAUGGAGGAGACCACUGAGCCACCGACCACCCAUCUAGGGACAGGAACCACUUAUCCCACGACAUACACGAGUGAUGUUACUACAGGACCCGACCCGAUCUAUACAACUAGGGAGGAGACCACUGAGCCACCGACCACCCAUCUAGGGACAGGAACCACUUAUCCCACGACAUACACGAGUGAUGUUACUACAGGACCCGACCCCAUCUAUACAACCAGGGAGGAGACCACUGAGCCACCGACCACCCAUCUAGGGACAGGAACCACUUAUCCCACGACAUACACGAGUGAUGUUACUACAGGACCCGACCCCAUCUAUACAACCAGGGAGGAGACCACUGAGCCACCGACCACCCAUCUAGGGACAGGAACCACUUAUCCCACGACAUACACGAGUGAUGUUACUACAGGAACCGACCUGAUCUAUACAACCAGGGAGGAGACCACUGAGCCACCGACCACCCAUCUAGGGACAGGAACCACUUAUCCCACGACAUACACGAGUGAUGUUACUACAGCACCCGACUCGAUCUAUACAACCAGGGAGGAGACCACUGAGCCACCGACCACCCAUCUAGGGACAGGAACCACUUAUCCCAGUCCCGUGUCUUGUAGCCAGUAUGCCGCGUGCCCACCAUUCAGCUCAUGCACAGAUCAGACGUGUCACUGUCACCUGGGGUUAUAUUUCCACCAUCACCUGGGCUGUGUAACAGCUAGGACGUUCCCGGCACUGGUCUCCUCUGUCCUGCACCGGCAUCCAGGAUCACACAACGUGUCACACCGUGGAGGCAGUGUGGGUGAGGAACCCCAGAAGAAGACCUCUCAGAGGAACCGGAUCACCCAUGACGUGAGGGACUUGGUAAGUGAGGGAUUUAUGAAGAGUGCAGGGUUAUGGUGA